This is a messenger RNA of Phragmites australis (common reed), 2387 nucleotides long. Its product is annotated as probable inactive DNA (cytosine-5)-methyltransferase DRM3. Gene Ontology annotation, cellular component: nucleus. Bases 160 to 2148 code for a protein of 662 amino acids. The record is from RefSeq and is a predicted model, not a curated record. Lineage: Eukaryota; Viridiplantae; Streptophyta; Magnoliopsida; Poales; Poaceae. The transcript is spliced from 10 exons.
GUGGAACCAGCCUGACCGAGCCAGCUCUCCUCUCCCGUCCGUUCUCUCCCAAGUCCCCUCCCCUGUCCAGGGCUCCAGUCGCGAGCGUGCGCCUCUCCGCCGCCUGCCCCCACUCCUCUCCCCCCCCAACUUUCGUUUUCGGAGGCUUACUUGAUCGCAAUGGUUAAAAUCGAAGACCAUGCGGAGGACGGGGGCGCGGAAGCUGAUGCCGGGGCUCUCAGGGAUGCAGCUGUGGAUCCGCUGCAUGGCCCGAUGCAAUCCAGAGUGAAGGAGGAGGAAGGUCAACCAAGUUCUUCGUCCAGUUAUUUAAGAUCACAAUUUAUUGGAAUGGGAUUUCCACCAAAGCUGGUAGACAAGGUGCUCCAGAAACAUGCUGACGAUGAUUCUGACACCAUAUUGGAAUCUAUUUUGUCCUAUUCUACCCUUCAGGAGUCAGGAUCUGAAUCAUCAGAUUCUUUGGGAAGUCUCUUUGAUUCUGAUAAUGAAGAGAACAGUUCUCCUUUAGAAUCUAAGAAAGGAAUCAACCAAGACAUCAAGUUGGAGCCUGAUUCUUUCUCAGAAAAGAGGUCAUAUUUAUUCAGAACAAUGAAAUUUUCGCAGCAAGAAGUUGAUUUAGCAUUCAACCAACUUGGUGAGGAAGCGCCAUUAGAACAGCUCGUGGACUGCAUUGUCAUUGCUCAAUUAGGAGGAUCCUCUGGAGGAAUGGAAAAUAAUGAUGCUACAAAUGAGGGAAAGGCUGAAUCAUUGUUUGGUGUGAUGGACAAAACACUUAGCUUGCUUCAGAUGGGUUUUACUGAGGAAGAAGUAUCAUCAGCUAUUGACAGUUUUGGCCAGGGAGCAACAGUUGAGGAGCUGGCUGAUUCAAUUUUGACAAGGCGAAUAGCCAAUAGCAUUGAGCAGAAAGAGGUAAAAGUUGAAUCUGAAUUUCUAGGUGAGACAGAAACCGAGUUUUCAACAUACCAGCCUUCAUACUCUGCUGUGAGCUGUUUUGAUGGUCAUGACAAUGGUAGAGACAAUACAAGGGUUAAAAGGGCUAAGCAUAUAUUUAUAGAUUACAGAGGGGCCUCGAGUAGUCACUCUGGCAAUCCAUGGUUUAUGGGCCGCUGUGCAGGGACCAGUGAUAUGCCUGUCAAGGAAGAACUUGAGGCAAUGACACCAGGCUGUCGUGCGAAUGUACAUGGUAAUCUCGCUAAACCCCCAUAUUUCUUAUAUGGAAAUGUUGUUGAAAUCCCGAAAGACACAUGGCAUCAACUAUCGCAGUUCUUAUACAAUGUGGAACCUGAGUUUGUGAACAGUCAAUUCUUCUCAGCUCUGAUGCGAAAGGAAGGUUACAUUCAUAACCUUCGAAUGGAGAGAAGAUGUGCUGUUGUUCCAAAGUCACCAAUGACUAUUGAAGAAGCACUUCCAUUCACAAGGCAAUGGUGGCCCUCAUGGGAUACAAGAAAACAUAUCCAUGUUGUUACUACAGAGGUUGCUGGGAUUGAACAAACAUGUGAGAGACUGGGGAGGAUGGCUAGAGAGUCAAGAGGAGUGCUUUCACAAGAAAGGCAGAUGCACAUUAUGCACCAGUGCAAGGCAUCAAAUCUUAUUUGGGUUGGUCAGGACAAGUUAAGCCCUUUGGAGCCACGUCAAGUGGAAAGGAUACUGGGCUACCCACAUAACCACUCAAGUCUGUUUGGUCUAAGUCCACCAGAUAGAUUAGGUGCCAUGAAAUAUGCAUUUCAGACUGAUACUCUUUCCUAUUUUUUGUCAGUCCUGAAAGACAUGUAUCCAGAUGGGAUGAGGGUGCUAUCCAUCUACAGUGGAAUUGGAGGUGCAGAAGUAACACUCCACCGACUAGGCAUUCCUCUGAAGUGUGUAGUAUCUGUUGAAGAAUCUGAUGUGAACAGGAAAAUUUUGAGACGAUGGUGGACAAAAACUGAACAAACUGGAGAAUUGAGGCAGCUAAACGGCAUGUGGAAGUUGAAAACACAUGUAAUUGAAGACUUGAUCAACGAGUUUGGUGGUUUUGACCUGAUUAUUGGUGGAAACUACAUUUCUUGUAAAGGUGGUACGACGAUAAAUACAGCAAUGGGAAUGGAUGCUAACCGCUUCUAUGAAUAUGCCCGUGUUGUUAAGAGAGUGAGAACUGCAUUAGGAGUCCAUUGAUGACUGACAUGGUUCCAUGUUGUCAUCCAUCUUUGCUGAGAUCUCGCUUUGGCAAAUGGCCAUCAACCGCCUUGUAGGAUGAUGUAGCAUCAUGUAAUCUGUAAAUGUAGGAUGAAACUGGUAAACUUUGACAAACCUGGGCAUUACACUGGGUAUUCCGUGUUCCUUAUUGCAAUGGCUUAACUGGUUGGCUGGUCACUUCUAGUCUUUGGUGAUAAUUAAUUAUCCUUUAUUGCUUC